Molecule: messenger RNA, 1485 nt
Organism: Symbiodinium pilosum
Lineage: Eukaryota; Dinophyceae; Suessiales; Symbiodiniaceae
Source: the annotation of a GenBank genome assembly
AUGGCUAUCUCGCCGCGGGAGAAGCUUAUCACUGGCGCGGGAGUUCUGGGAAGCGGUCCCGACCCUAACUGGAUUGAUAACUUCACUACUAGCAUCUUCAAGCAGGACUACGACAGCGCCAGGGAAGUCUUGCGAGCUGCUAUAGCCCGAGGCGUCAGCACACACCUAGCUGAGCAGUAUGCAAGGGUGCUUGAAGACUUUCUCACCAAGCGCGACGAGGUUGACAAUCCAGUUGUUCUUGCCCGCUUCGAGGAGUGCGUGGUCAGAGAGACUUGCAGUGGACAAGGACGAGGCUUGUACGUCCCGAGCUACCAGACAUGGGGUGCACAUCUUUGGAAGGAACGGCCCUUGGCGUACAUCCAGUCGCCAGGAAGCCGCCAAUGCGCUCAAGUAUGUACCGCCUGCCUGCUGCCGGUGGGCAGCUUAGCUUCACAGCUCAGAUACAUGAACUUGGAGCCGCCACCAGGGGCAGAGACAGUCUUGCUGUCCACGUAUCCGGACGAAGCUUGCCCUGUGGGUUUCUCCCCUGGUCAGGUUGUUGCUUGUGAGAGAGCUGGCUGCGCACAGGUCUUCUGCAGCGAGCUGUGCCGGUCAUGGGCACUGGCGGAAUCCUCUCACGCCAUUCUCUGCGCGGGUCGCCUUAGUCCCAGUAGCUGGGAGGCUCUACAAAGUUUGGAGCACCUUGCUAGCGAGACGGACUCUGAACACCUCCUACUGCUGGCACAUCAUGUCGCGUGCAUGAUGCUAGCAAGAAGGUCUGGCCAGCCGUUGGAUGAGGUCAGACACCGCUUUGCGGAUCAGUUUGCUUCAGCUCCGUGGGAAAGCCUUGCAAGUGAGGAUGGGGGCAGCGAUACGCCAGAAGAAAGGCGGCAGUGCCUGUCCAAAGCGAUGCCUCUCCUUUGUGCAAUUUUUGAAGGUGAGGUCCUGGCAGCAGACUUUUUGGAGGCUGAAAUGCUCAGCCGAGUGCUUGGGACAUUUGAACUGGUGAACAUGUGCAUCAGCCUCCCACACCCCCUAAACAGCCACAGACAUGCAGCUGAAUACCUCACAGAGGACCUGGCCAAAGCUAUAGUCCAGCUCCAAGAACCCCUCCAAAGCGACUCUGAGUCUGAGCCCGGAGAAGGUGGGGCAGAAGAAGCUGCCUCGGAUCCUUUAGCAGCAGGCCAAGCUGGUCAGCUUUUUGAAAACAUCAUCGGCACCGCCCUGUGUGAGGCCUUGGCAUUUACGAACCAUUCUUGUUUGCCCAACUGCCGCAUCGAAUUUGCUACUGCGAGUCAGCCGGAGGCCAAAGGCCCGGGACUCUGGGUGUAUUCUGUCACACGGCGGCCCUUGGUACCUGGGGACGAAGUGCUGAUGGCCUAUGUGCCUUCAGUGGUGGGCAAGCCACUUCAGGUGCGACAGCGAAAGAUGCAGAAGUUUGGCUUCACCUGCCACUGUCGAACCUGUGAGACAGAUAAAGUUCUGGAGACUGAGCCAGAUGUGCCG